AUGGAUUCACAAACCAAUACUCCACAAGAAGAUAACAAUAGUAUACGAGAUAAGCAUCAUCAAAAAUCACAAGAUACUCCAAAAGACAUUGUACCACCAGAGGUACCGAUUGCUACAGAUGUGCCGAACUCAACUUCGAGGUCUGUUUUAUCAUGGCUCACGAGGCUGCAGAACAAUAUCAUCAACAACAAUGAUAUCUCCAACAACAGUAACGGCAACAACAACAACGCCACUAGUAGUGAUGCAGUAUUCCAAGAUGACACGAUACAAACCAAUGGCCAGAUGAUCCAAAACGAACCACAUGUGCUAGCUACAUCCACAGACCUCCUUGUAGCCAGUUCUGGCGAAUCGCCACUACCGCAAACAUCAUGGUAUUCAUACUACACUUCAUUUAUAUUCCCAAGCAGUGGUGGAGAAUCACCGGCAAUGGAGCAUAUGCCACUACUACAGGGCAACUUAUCAAUUACAAAAGGCAACGAUGAUGAAGAUGCCAAUAAUGGCACCGAUGGUUGGUUUGGUUGGCUAUUUGGUUCGAAAAAACAAACUCAGGAGGAUGAAGUUAAUGAUGAGUCAAGUGAGGCUUACAAAUCAGCCAAGGUUGUUAUUGAAUCGUCAAAAGAGGAGUGUCACUAUACGUACAAGAGCACAAACGAAUUCAAGACUUUUGAAAUGAGUGUUGAUGGGACACCUACUGAAAAUUUACCAGUGCUUAUACACACCAGAAAGCACAAACCAGUGUCUGCUCAUGAAGUGUAUGAGAAAACUUUACGUGUGAGAAAUAAUAAUGAGGCAGAGGUGCCAGUACCGGGCAUUUCACCUAGAUUUGUUGACAAUUAUCGAGAAAUUACGUGGAAGACGAAAACGCGAUUACUUGCAGGCGACCUCGUUUGUGGAUACGAUACUGAACAUCAUCUAUAUCGCAAAAAGGAAGAACUGGCUUUACGAACCGGUAAACUGUUGAAGAAAAUUGUUGUUAUUUCUGUCCACAAUUUCCUACCGGUCAAAUUAGUGCGAGCACUUAUUGGAGAGUAUACUGGUAAUGCAAUAGGGUACGCCAAAUUGGCAACAAAAGCAAUAAAAACAUGGAUGAAACAGAAUAACCCCGAGUACCAAGAGGACGAGGUUGACAUUAUUAGUAUUGCCCUUGAUGGACAAGGUCGAGCAUCCACUUCUGUUGAUGAUGCACUUCGACUAUUGCGCAAUUACACCAAGGAGCUCAACGAGUCUGAUUUCAUCUACGUUGUUGGAUAUGGCACAUCUUCACCCAUUGCCAUAAACCUACUCGCAGAACUUCUUUCACAAAAUCAUCAUUUAUGUAGGAAACGAAUUGGAGUUUUGAGCAUGUCGGGAAAUCUAAUGGGUCCGGUGUCCUCAAAAUUCACCAAGAUUGUUUAUCGAGCAUAUACACAAUUGGAAAAUGACAUUGUUCGAGAAGUGUUUGACUAUUCGAAAAAUGACCAUCCUUUAUCACGCAAAUUAACUGAAUCAAUACGGUUUCUUGUUGAUCAAAAUGUUAAAUUUACCUUGUCGAGUACAACUAGUGAUUCAUUUAUUCCAUUGUAUUCAUCAUUGGGUAUACAAUUUGAUCAUCCGAACAUUCAUCGAAACUUGUACCAUAUAAACACUGCUCCAUUUAUAUCAACGGUAUUGGACAUCAGCUGCCAAAUGAAGAAUCUAGGUGUAUUUCGCGACCACGAAAUUAUUAAAAUUUUGAGUGAUAGGUUGGAUAUCAACAAUACAAGCAGGUAUAUAUUUGAUGAUGAACAAGUGUAUUUGGAAAGUUUAAGAUUUGCGUUGGAGUCAACAAAGUUGCACAAGAUGAAACCGGUUUCAAUCCGAAAACAACCACGGGGGUCAACAAUGACAUCAUCGGCAUCGACAUCGGCAUCGACAGCAACAGCUUCGACAACACCAUCAAUAAUUAAUGAUCUCAAUCUACUUCUGUAUAAUUUCCGAGGAUUUAUUCAGGAAUUUGUCAAUGUCAAACAUGUUAACAAUGUGACGCAGCUCAAGAAGUUGCUUGAAGAGUACAAGAGUUGGGAACCAAAUUUGAAAACUAAAGAUGUAAAGUAUUGUUUAGAAGCUCUUGAUAACUUUCAAAUUGAGGAAUUAUUUAUUUAA
Molecule: messenger RNA, 2121 nt
Organism: Lodderomyces parapsilosis
Lineage: Eukaryota; Fungi; Ascomycota; Pichiomycetes; Serinales; Debaryomycetaceae
Exons: 1
Coding region: 1-2121 (706 amino acids)
Source: RefSeq, a predicted model, not a curated record